Molecule: messenger RNA, 13932 nt
Organism: Lineus longissimus
Lineage: Eukaryota; Metazoa; Nemertea; Pilidiophora; Heteronemertea; Lineidae
Product: serine/threonine-protein kinase SMG1-like
Exons: 62
Coding region: 82-11151 (3689 amino acids)
Biological process (GO): nuclear-transcribed mRNA catabolic process, nonsense-mediated decay; protein phosphorylation
Cellular component (GO): nucleus
Molecular function (GO): protein binding; protein serine/threonine kinase activity
Source: RefSeq, a predicted model, not a curated record
CAAAUUUUAAGAAAAUGCGUCGAUUUUUUAAACGAUUUAUGGCAAUAAUUCACUUAUUCUGAAAAAAUUAACUUCAGUUAAAUGAGUCAGAAAUCACCUGGAGGUCGCCCUCGGCGGCCUGACAGGGAGGGAAUUGGCCCCUCCUCUAAGUAUGAGGCCCAAAAAGUCAAACAAAAUGGGAGGCAAAGUGAAAGUGGCAGAGCAGCCAGCUCUGCCACUGGAUCUGGAAAUGGAAGUGGCAGCAACACGCGCACUUUCAGCAAACCAAGUGAAAACGCCAGACCGUCUCAGGACCGGCCUGCUUCACAUCGGUCUGGUAGUGGUACAGAUGUGUCCAAUAAAACAUCUGAAAGCCGUGAAAGUGGGGUGUCCAGCCGCAGUGGAUCUGGGAGAGGCGGUGCUGGUGGAAGAAGAGCAGCAGACGAUCGAUCCAACAUUCGAGGUAAAGUGGAAAGCACACCAAAUCAAGGUCAAGGUCAAAUACAAAUUGCUGUGCCCCCAACAGGUCAUCCCGGAGCAACUUCCAAUCAAAGACCAACUGGAGGCCAUGUCACAGAGCGGGGAAGAGCUGUCUAUCACUCUCAUGGUCGUGGGCAAGGUGCUCAUAAUCUUCGACGUGGUGGAGAAUACUUUGCCACUCACGGCAGCAGGCCAGAUAAGAGUGAAGUGAUGCAGCACCCGACUGGUAUUCUAUCAAGGGAAAACCUGCAUAUAGAAAUAAAAGCGAGGGGCCCAGACACCAAGCCGUUCUCGGAUGAUUCGCGUCUGUCACGUAUGAUGCGGAGACUCAGCAGAGAAGAUGACAAGGAGCGCAGAUUGCAGCUGAUUCGACAGUUGAAAGAUUUCUUCAUCCUGCCUGAGAACACAAAGCAACACUAUUUGGGAGCUGACUAUGUGCCCUGUUUUGAGUCAAUCAUCAAGAUUGUUGACAGUAUACUGGUGGCUCUCCAGGAUGUGUUUUAUGAAAGAACAUUUCGAGAAGUGAAGCAAGAGGUCGCUCAUUGUAUGGGAGUGUUUGGGAGCAUGAUGGGAAAUGAUGCCCAAAGAUAUUUCCAAUGGCUCUUUGAGAAAUUGUCCAGCACGCAGAUUGAAGAGGCCAAGAUUUUAUUCCUGACUGCAUUACUUGAGACUUUAAGAGCUGAUGAGAAGAAGCAGAGUCUGAGAGAUUUCAUUCCUCUGGUCAUGAACCACGUACAGGGUGUGCUGGAGAAUGCCGACACUCCCGAUCUCCUGGUCGCUGUCCUUGAUGUCAUCCUUCAUCUCAGCAAGGCCUAUCCACAUGUCUUCUCUUCACACUUCAGGGAUACUGUUGACAUACUCGUUGGGUGGCACAUUGAUGCCAGUCAGAGUAAUGUCCUCACAACAAAGACGUCUGACACCCUCAUCGCCUUCCAUAACUUUUGGAUCGCCGACAUGAAUUUCUCAACCACUCUGCUGGGACAGUUCUUGGAGGAUAUGGAGGCGUACUCGGAGGACCUCAGUCUUAUAACGAGUGGGCAUCCCCCUCAUGAUGAGGACAUCCCUUUGCCAGAAGACUGUAUUGCAAAGAUCUACUCCCUUCUCAGGGUGUUUACUACGGUGAUACAGAGUCUUGGUGACUACUUGACUCCUGGGCAUAGUCCUCAGAUCAGCUGGGAGUACAUCUCUGACAUGGUGGCAAGGAUCAGUAGAACAAUACUCAACACGGAGAAAACGGUCUACUCCCUCAAUGUGUACACGGCAGGAAACUUGUGCCUGUCGAGUCUUGCCGGUCAUCUCCAGCAGCACUCUACUGUUGUGUGCGAGUCACUGCUACCGUUCGUUCUCAAUCAGAUCAAUGUCGAGAUAACCAAGUCUGAUGACUACUGGACAUCACUUUGCUCUCUCAUUCAUAAGCUGGUUGAUCACAUCAACACACACUUGCCCACCGAUUUCCUCAGCAAGUUAUUGGGAGCAGGCUCAGUGUUCCACAAGCUGAAGUUCUCACGAACAACGCAGGUUGUCAACGAUCUUCUCAAAGUUCACACAGCUAUCAUGAGUUUGAAGAGUGUCCCCCUGCUUGAAGAGGCUUACAAUUAUAUUCUUGGAGAUUUGGAAGUUGCUCUUAACAUCCUUCUGGAGAAGUCCGGUGCUCCCACCUGUAGCAUCACUCAAGGGAACCCACUUGCUGGACACCUGACAUAUGCACCAGAAGAAGCUGAGGCGACUGCUGUGUUCGAUAUCUGUGUCAUUGCAGUAGUGGGCAACUCUAAGAGCAAUCUGAUUGGGAUGUGGGCACUCUCUCCAAGUGUCUUUGACUUGUUGACCAAACAUAUCCUCCAGCUGCCGAUAGAACUUGCCGAGCAAUACCCGACCAUCCAGUAUGCUGCCUUACAGACUGUCUGCUCCCAUUGCACCAAGCAUGGCCACUUCAUCAGCAGUAGUGCACUCAUCAACAAGACCUCCACUCUGGAGGGAUCCGUCUUGGCUAACACAUAUACCAGUGGACACUUCACAACGAUUCUCCAACUGUUGACACAACUCCUUAUGAACCGGCGCACACCAUUUGACUCACUCUGCCUGGCAGUGAAGUGGGUUGGAGACAUCAUUGAAACCCUCCAGCAUAACGUGCACAUGUUUGGCUAUGACGAGUUCCUGGCGAUAUUUGAUGCGCUCAUCAUUCUCGGCCACAAACAGGACUUUGAACUUGCCUUUAAAUCUUGCAAGUGUUUGAAAGCUGUCUUAAAGAAGAGUACUGACCUUCCGUUGGUGCAGCUAGCAAGAGUGAGAAGUCUGUGUCUUGUGCGAAUCAGCUGUAAUGAUGUGACAGUCGGGGAGGAGUACACCAAGCUGUUGAAGAUGCUACCUAUCUGUACCACGGCCACCUCUCAAUGUUCAUCACAGAGCAAACAGCGCAAGAGUCACCUGGACAAGAAGGGUGUGGUGACACCAUGGACCCUCAACCAGGGACGCCGUCACCACAUGACCAGGCUGCCUCUCGGCACGUUCCAUUCACAUAACUUCAAGACCCUAAUGGGUUAUCUGUUGUGUAAUCUCCAGGCCAAGUUCUCUGAGGAGACGGGUUGGCUGCUGAGCAUCUUCCAGAACUGUCAGAGAGUAGCAGAGAGGGAUGCAGAGAAAGAGGACAAGACAGUCAAACUGGAAACUGGUAAUGAUUGUGAGAUGUUUUUCUGGCUGACUUGGGAGGCAGCUCAGUUCUGUGUGCUGACCAAGCUUCGUACGCCACUGGGGAAACCACAGGAUACAUUCACGACCAUCGAGGCUGCCUUGAAGAAGUAUGCUUGUGAUGCUCUCAAUAAAGACAACGAAGAUGGAAAUAUGGCAACGGAGGAAAUGCAGGAUGGUUGCUACGGCCUUCAGCUGAGGGUGAACCUGUUAAUCCAGUUCAUGGAUCACUUGGAGAAGCUGCUCUAUAAUGCUUAUGAAGGAUGUGCGGUCGCCAUGGCAUCAGCACCAAAGACUGUGCGUCCAUUCUUCCGCACGAACCGUGCCACGUGUCUUGAAUGGCUGAGUCGUAUCCGCGUGAGUGUGAUGAUCACAUCGCUUCACUGCCACCAGCCAGCAAUGGCCGUCCGGCAGGCCUCGGAGAUGUUACGAGAUCUCAAGGAGAACAACAAUAUCUCGGGCCAUGACUUUGAGAGAGCUGUGAUGUACCUCGUGCAAGCCUUGGUGCUGUUGAAGUCUCCUGAAGCCAUCCAAGGUGUGUACGCCUGGUGUAAGGAGAUGGUUGGACAGAAACUCACCUGGAUCAAAGCGGCCGUGGAGAAGGCCAGUGGAAGAUACGAACAAGCAGCCAAUGAUUUCCAAACCUCGCUGAAGAACUACCUCACACCUGACACUCUCCUGGAUGAGAAAGAGACGUCCAAGUCACCAACUGACUCACCAUUGCAUAGUCCAAGGAACUCAGUCAACCCCGAGGUGCUGAGGAAGCAGUUCAAACAGAUGGACCCAGACCCCUGUCUGGCCACGUAUCUGGUCAAUGAGGUGACAGAUAGCUACCUGAGACUUGAUGAUCUUGAGUCUGUCCAUUCUUGGCAGGAGAGUUUACACAGCUACAGGAAGGAGUACACUGGUAGCUCACUGCAGGUGGCCUUCAAUGCUAAUGUGGACAUGAACUACUUGAGGGCUCUGUCCAAGUUUGAUUGUGGAGACUACUCUGGUGCUAGAGAGAGCCUGAUGUUGGUACCAGGAGCCUCCCUGAAUGAUGUCCACAAGCAUGCCUCCUCCCUGCACCUCUGCUGGGACCCGAGGUCCGUCCUGGAGGCCUGCGAUAAGAGGUUCACUGCUGCUCAGAUAGCAACUGCUGAAGGAAAGGAAGCAGUUGACACCAUCACCAAGUGUUUGAGUACAUCCCUAAGGCUUGUGGAAGACACACUGUUGGCCAGCAGUUUGGAAGGCGGACAGCUACUACCUUCAGACCUCCUUGUGCACAUGCAGUCCUUGGCUUGUCUGAAAGACUGCCUCACAGGUGAUAAGGAGUUCUUACUGUCUAUCCUUGGUGACCUGCAGCUCGAUCCACAGCUCCAUGAUGUGGGAACAAUCAACAGAGUCCUCAAGUUCCUCACAUUCAUCACUGAAACAAGAGACAAACUACCGGGGGCAAAAAACUGUGAUUUUGCAAGUUCUCUGAAAAGACUUCGUCUUGCGAUGGUACGCCUCGUCCGCAAGCAGAAGAACUUUGAUUUGGCUGAACGCCUCCUGAUCAAAGAAAUGCAAGCAAACACUACAGCCAAGAACGGUCUUGUUAAUGAGCCAUUACUGAAGGCCCUCAACAACCUCCAAGAUAGCCAGUCUUCUCUUGGCCACUUGGAGCUACUGAAGAUCGAACGAGAGGCAUCCAAACUACUUCUUGCAGUCAGCCAACCGGGGGAUGCUCAGGAAAUGAUGAGUAAAAGUGCAGUCCAUUUUGCAUCAACAGAACCAAAGCCAUACGAGGCAUAUUUAGUUGGUGACUUGAAUGCGCGGUCAUUGUUGACCUUAGUCAAGUGGCUCCAGGCUGACCACAAGGCACUGUCGAUGUAUGUCUCUCAGUACAAGAUGAUCGGGAGAGGGGAUGAAAGUAGUGUGGGGCAGAUGGCGCGGAACCUAAAGGCACUGAUGGAUCUGGAGGCUGCUGGAGCUGAGAGGCGGCAAGGUAUCAUCUUGGAUGACGAUGAUGUAGAAGUUCUGAGUAUCGGUGAUAACCCCAUCCUGUCAGACAGUGACAAGAUCGUAGGGAGGCUCCUUCACUUCAGCACCAUGCAGAACCAAGACAUGGCCAAGGCCUGGUUUGCCCUGGCCAACUGGUGCUACAAGUGGGGCAGGAAAGCUGUUGACAAUGCCAGCCUUGGUAGUGUUGAGUUGAUGAAGCAGGAGAGAUCAGCUAUCCUGUCUAUCUUACCCAAGGGAACGAGUGCUGAUGAGACAGAGAAUGUGUUGACUAUUCUCAGUCAGAUCCACACGGGGAGUACCAGUGAGGAGGACAUCAGUGAUCAAGAUCAGUCCCUGUACGAUGAUGGCACUGAAACCACCAGAAAGCAGCUCUUGUCCGGCUGUCUGACCCUUCAGAUUGCAGCAGAUGGUUGCGUGGAUCGCCUGCUUGACGUGUGGAAGGGUGUGGUGAAGAGGGUUUACCAUUACUACCAGCUGUCUGCCAAGGCCUACUUUACCUACCUCAAGCAGAAUGGAGAGGUGUGGAAUGGUAAGACCAACAUGGAUGGCAACAUCACCGCCACCCUACGGUUGCUGAGACUGCUGGUGAAGCAUGCGUGGGAGCUGCGUGGGGUGCUGGAGGAUGGUUUGGCCCACACCCCUACAACACCCUGGAAAGGUAUCAUCCCCCAGUUGUUCUCUCGUCUGAGCCACCCUGAGGCAUACGUCCGUCAGAGUGUAUCUGAUCUGUUAUGUCGGGUCGCUCAGGAUGCCCCUCAUCUCAUCGUCUACCCAGCUGUGGUUGGGUGUUCAACCUGUAAGAUGGAUUGCAGGGAUACAGAGAGGGACGGAAUCCUGAACAAUUUGAUUUGCCAGACUCCUCAAGAAGAUGGUUUGGAUGCUGAGCAGGAUGAGGCCGGCUCCCAGGAGGGGGAUGCUGCUGAUGAUGAGAGCAGAGAUAUCCUACAGAACUGUUUCACUGCUAUGGUGGAUACUCUUUCUCAUCAUAACCCACAGAUGAUCUCUGAAGUGCAGCUUCUCGUUCAAGAGCUGCGUCGUAUCACACUUCUGUGGGAUGAGCUGUGGCUUGGCACGUUGAACCAGUAUCACAGCGACGUGCAGCGCCGCUUCAACCAGCUGGACGGUGAGGUGAAGAAGGUGAUGCAGAACCAGUCCCUUGCCAAGGAAGAGAAGCAAGCCAUCAUCCAUGAGAAACAUGUCACUGUACUCAAACCUACCUUGUACACAUUGGAGAGACUCAAGGCGAUAACAUCUCAGCCUGCAGACACCAGCCACGAACAGUGGUUCCAGGACACAUUCGGCUCUCUCAUUGAUGAGGCCGUCUCCAAGCUGAAGGACCCGCCCAAUGCUAACAACCCACAGUCCAGCUGGCAACUCUUUAAACAGCUCCACAGCACUCUCCAACAACGGAGUCAGAAGAGAAGUAGUUUGAUGCUGCAGAUGGAUGCCAUUAGUACCAAGUUGGCGAGUCUGAAGAAUACCGUUAUAGCUAUGCCAGGGCUUGGCUCUGUUGGUCACGUGGUUACUAUCGAUGCUGUUUACAACACUGUGCAAAUCCUGCCGACCAAGACAAAGCCCAAGAAACUCAUCUUUAUUGGCUCUGAUGGGAAGAAAUACCCGUACCUCUUCAAGGGCCUUGAGGAUCUUCAUCUUGAUGAGAGGAUCAUGCAGUUCUUGUCCAUUGUCAACAACAUGUUCGCCAGGAACUGUGUUGAUGACAAACACCUCUAUCAUGCCCGCCACUACUCAGUCACCCCCCUGGGCUCAAGAUCCGGUCUCAUCCAGUGGGUGGAGGGAGCGACCCCGUUGUUUGGUCUCUACAAAAGAUGGCAGCAAAGGGAAGCCCUUGUCCAAGCUAUGAAGCUACAACAGCAAUCAGGUAGUGAAGUGACCAAUGUGCCCAGUAAUCCAACGGCCAUCGCCCGACCGAGUGAGAUCUUCUACAACAAGCUGACACCAGCCCUGAAGGAAAAGGGUGUCUUGAACCUGGACAGUCGCAAGGAUUGGCCUCACAGCGUGGUGAGGAGAGUCCUGGAGGAACUCAUGGUUGACACUCCUAAUGAUCUCCUUGCAAAGGAGCUUUGGUGUUCAAGCACAAGUGCCAGUGACUGGUGGCAGAUCACACAGACGUACUGCCGGUCGACUGCUGUCAUGUCCAUGAUUGGUUACAUCAUCGGCCUCGGAGAUCGUCAUCUUGACAAUGUCUUGGUUGACCUCACAACUGGAGAGGUUGUCCACAUUGAUUACAAUGUUUGUUUUGAGAAAGGCAAGAAUCUACGAGUUCCCGAAAAGGUUCCGUUCCGUAUGACACAGAAUAUUGAGACUGCACUGGGAAUCACAGGAGUCGAGGGUACGUUCCGUCUGUCGUGUGAACAUGUGAUCAAGACGAUGCGUAAAGGCCGUGAGACGCUGCUCACCCUGCUUGAGGCGUUCGUUUAUGACCCGCUGGUUGACUGGACGACUGGGAAUGAGGGAGGAUAUGCUGGAGCAUUCUACGGAGGCUGGCAGACGACCGGAGACAACUGGCCGAGCAAGAAGCAGAUGGAUCGAGAAAUCACUCUUAGUAUGUUUGCAAUACGAACUGCUGAGAUGAAGGCAGCUUGGUUGACAAAUAGAGAUGAAAUGACCGACUCGAUUCCAAAGCUGCUUGACAUGCUCGAGGGUUCUUUGAGGACUCAGUUUGAGUACGCGAGUACCAAAGACAAGUUCAGUCAUCUACAGGAGAUGCUUCAACUCCUGGAAGAGGCCAGACGCAACAAGGAACACCCUCUGUAUGAACUUCAUGAAAGGUAUUCUGAGUACGCUGUUGUCAAGACAACCAAGAUGGCCGUCCAGGAGGCAAUCCAGGAGAAGAUCAAUGAAUGCGACACGUGGAACCAGCUACUGCAGUAUGCGUUCAGUGUUGUCAAGGGCCAGUGCUUGCAGAUCAUGCGUAACGAGGUGUCAAAGCCUCUGGCAAACAGCGUGGCGAGCUACAGCCCUGCUAUCCCAUUCCUGCAGGGAGCAGGACAGGGCCAGGUCAUUCAACAGUGUGAUGAAGUGCAUGGUGAGCUGACUGCUGUUCUCUGUCAGCGUCGUCAAGUCAUCUGUAGCUGCCUCGAUAUCCUGCUGACAUAUGCCACCAUCGUCUCCCAGUUCCCUCAGGGCUUCACUGAGACUAGCCGCAGCACCACCAUUCAGAACUCACUCCAGGAACUCAUAUGCAACUUUGAUAGAGAGAAGUGUCAGGAGUUGGUGAGUGACUAUCAGGAUGCUUACAGUGGUUUAUCUGUGACACAACAACACAUCGAAAACAUCCUCAACACUGAGGCAAGGUUACAGACGGUCAUUGGAGACACCAGCAAUAAACUCAUGAAGGUGAUGGAGAGGCGUAACUUAGAAGGAGCUGACACAUCCUAUCUUGGAGUGCAGGUGCAAGAGUGUGCCAAUGCGAUCCAUCAGCUGCUGGCCGACUAUGGUCCCGCAGGCAAGGCCAGUCUGGCUGGGGUUAUCAUCACGGCUUUGUGUGCUCUGACCAAACGUUACUUGGUCAUGGAGGGUGCUGCUGCUGCUGCUGGUGAUCGCCUGAUGGACCUGACAUCGCGGGAUGGUGACUGGUUCCUGGAGGAGCUCCACAGCAUGUCUGGCAACAACAUUCAGCUCAUCGCCCUCCUCAAGCUCACCUCACCCAAUGACAACAACAUUGAGAUGACGAGUCAGGCAUUCCAAGCCAUGCAAGCGACGCACCAGGUCUACAUGGCCCUACAAGAUCUCAACGCUAACUUCCGUAACGUCAUCCUGCCAGAGUCGAUCAAGGCAAUCCAGGGAGAUGAAGAGAGCGUGAUCGCUACGUUAAACGCAUUGGAUGCGAUUAUUCAUUCUCCAAAUAUGACACUAGAGGGAGUCGUCAGUCAACUGGAGAUGCUGCUGAGGAAUGCCAUCAUGGGCAUGGAGUAUUCUAAUGGUGAAGUUCUCUCACACGUCAAGAGAAUGAGACAAUCCUUCAACGAGUUGCUCCAGAGUUCCAACAUGGAGACGUCCGAGCUAACACCGGGGCAGAUGCUCCUCAUGGUCUUUAACGGUCUCUUCACGCAGCUCGACAAUGAUUUCACAGACAUGCUUGAGAUGAUUGACUCUGUGAAAGUGCCUGAUAUUUGGAGGAAGGUGGACAUGGUGAGGGAGGCGAAGGGUCUGCAGAUCUCUGCAUUCAAUGGGUCUACGCUGAGUCUCCUCUCUGAUAUCUUCUUCGUCAAGCGGCUGAUGGCGAUGCAGGAAUUCUUCCUCAACUGUCGCCAGAUGGCGCUCACUCUCCACAGCAAACAGGGAGGACCGGUGUUUGAUGAUGAUCAGCUGGCCAAGCCGAUCAAGAGGUUCAUUGCUGAGUUUGUUCGCAAGCAGGUGAUUGGCCUGCCCUCACAGACCCUUGGCUACCUGAUCUGUCAAAAGGUGGCAUCACUUGGCAUCAAUGUGACUGCUGAGAUAGAGUUGAAGGACAUCGGGGCGGAGUGUAAGGUUUCUCUUGAUGACCUGUGUAAGAAGGCGGUGGAUUUGAGUCUUCGCCAGAACCACUUUGAGCAUAUGCACCUGACGCAGGCAGGCACGCUCACCAGUAAUUAUGAUGCAGCGUGGAGGAAGCAGGAUCUGGCAAAGAGGCUCGAUAAUAACAUGAACAUGUAUGAGGGAAGUGGGCAGCGUACACAGCUCCAGUUGGCCAGGUACCAGUGGCUUCAUGAGGACAUCUUCUCCCAAGUUGGACGUCCACUCAACCAGCUCGUCAUGCCUAACAGAGCGUCUGUCAUGUCUGAACUAGGAAAGGGUGUCCAGUCUCUGAUCAGUCAGGAGGCCGCUCUUGUAGCCAUCCAGGAAAGAUACAUUCAGUUAGAGUCGGGUAUUGAGCAGAGGUUAAAGUGGGCUGCUGGAGCCAACCCCACGCUUGCACCAGUUCUCCAACACUUCGAACAGGCCAUUGCUGAUAGGAAGAGACUUCUUGAGCUUGAGGGCAAGAACAGCUCUGAUGUGAUCAGCAUCUGUAACGCCAUCCUUCACUUUGAACUGCUGCGUACUCGAACAUCUGAUGCUGCGGCCAUGGACGCCAUGUUCCUUGACCUCAUGAACCGAUGUGAAGAGAGUUGUGUUUUAAGUGAAGAAUGCCGCAGCUCAGUGACGGAGGCUGAGGAAUACCUCAUGGAGCUGAAGCCGCUCAAACCUGGCGAGAAAGUCAGUGAGCAGUGGCUCGGGGCGGCCUUAGACUUGGUUAAUAAAGAAGUGGUAGCUGGCCAGGGCAAGGUCAAUAAGGUCAAGACUGGGGUCGACCAAGCUAGGGAGGGUGUGCGAAGUCAAGUGACACUGAUCCGUAACAUCCUGACCACCCAUCACAAACUCAUGUCUGACAUCAGAACCAUCCUCAAGUCAAUGGCCAAGGUUGAGGAACAGGAGUAUGGCGUGGACAGCCAAGCAGGUGGAGUGAGGGAAUACAUGAACCUCUACAAACUCUUCUCAGAGACGUUCACAGCCAUGCUCAAACUGGCCAUGUCAGAUGAAAUGAACCAGGAGAUGUUGGAUGAUGUCCGCCGCAUGGUAGAGAAACUCAACGCUCAGAUUACAAGUAUUUAUGAUGAGCUCAUCUACCUGGCGCCACCUCUUCUCCCAGAGACCGCCGAGGCUGUGGAGGACCAGAAACCAAGCUUUGCCGCAGCCUUGCUCAGGAGGCCACCAGACAGAGAGUCCACACCAAAGAAAGGGCCGCAGUUGUUAAAGCCUGACGUUGCCGCUACCCCUCCAAGUCCUUAUUCCAGGCCGGCUGUUAGCACAGCCAAGAAACCUGAAAAGGUCACCAGGGAUCCAAAGACUGGCAAAGCCAUACAAGAGAGGAACUCGUAUGCAGUGGGGGUGUGGCGUAAAGUCAAGAUGAAGCUGGAUGGGAGAGAUCCAGAUGUCAACAAGAAGCUGUCUCCAGCUGAACAGGUUGACAACGUGAUCAAAGAUGCAACCAACCUGGAUAACCUGGCGUUGUUGUAUGAAGGUUGGACGCCGUGGGUCUGAACCCGUAGCACGAAAUGUGACUGGCAUUCCAAACUACAAAACAUACUGCAGUAUCUACGUGCAAAUCUGGGCAUGCGGGCUGCCCGCAGUGAGAUGUUAGCAUCUGCAGCUAGAGGAAAAAGUAAUGGACAAUCUCUCGAAGCAGAACUCCGCACGCCAGGCCCUUGGGUCUGAUCAUGGAGAUUUAUGCAAAUGAGAUGUGCGUCUUUUGAAAAGAUGACGAUCAGGAACUUAUCUACGAAAUAAUAGGCUUGGAUUUCUUGGCUACUCUGAUGUGUGUCUGUGGCAAACAAGACUACCUGGCAUCCAUCAUAUCAUCAAUUACCCUCAUUGAGUUGUUUCUGCAAACUCUGCUCAAGCCAAUGAUUUUGUUCAAAAAUGAGAUAUGAAGAUUUUUGAGGAUUUGAUGUUUUUAUUAUGGAUUUUAUGUGAAGAAUUAUACAUGCUGAAGAGAUAUUCGGCUGAGCACAUGGACCACCAAAAGAAAAAGCAAAAAUUUGAUGAGAAAUGUUGGUGUGUCAUUUCAAGAUGUUUGCCAGGGAAUCUGUAUUCUUUGACACAAGCACUCAUUGCUGGGAGUACGGAGAAAUCAUGGAUGAACAGUAGUAGGUAAGAGAGAAUAAAGAAAGUAACAGGUCUGUUUAAUUGAAGAAGGAAGACAGACUUUCGUAAUUUUGAGAUGUUUUGACAAGUACAAAAUGAGUCAAUGUCUGAGCAGGGACGACGUAAAUUGUGAAGUAUCUGAACCCAAGACAGGUUCAAAUCUCGAUGGAUCACUGAUCUAGAGAAAGUGACAAUGGUAAAGAGAAACUUGUCCAUAAGCCUUGCUGCAGGGUUAUUGGACAAUAUAAGAUAGGCAUACUCUGGUAUCGACUCCAGAGAGCCAUGCUGGUCUUCGUCAAUGCUUCAACAUUAUAUUAAAUGACGCUUCAUGCUGAUGUCGGAGCCAAUGUGGUUAAGGGGUGUGUGUAUUUGAGUCAAGUUUUAAAAUCAUCUUGGUGAGAGUUGGUCAUGUUUUUAGUUGCACUUCGACAGCUUGACUUCGCGAUGGAAAGAAACAAUGUGUGGGGUCUGAUGAUUCUUGCAGCAUCACAUGCCAAUAACGGGAGAAGACCAUUCAUUAAACUAACAUUGGAGUUCAGCAUCAUAAUAACCAAUAUAGCAUCAUGAUUUCAGUUCAUUUUUCAUUCCCCACUUUCGGGUGUUGGUCAUUUUUCAUAAUUUUUUCGCGGUGUUUUUGUCUAUUUUUUGGUAGUAAGUAGUAGACUUGAUUUCGUAGCUUCUCUGUUGUAUUGUUCUUCUCACUUUGUGUUACCAUGGUUACUCAUAUAACUUGUUUGUUGUAAAUAUUGCAUUGAUUGUUAGAAAUAGGAUAAGUUUAUAUACUCAAGUGUGAGUUGUAUUCUGUGGGUAAGAUUCUUAAAUGUUUUCGAAAAUAACCGAUGUAGUCCGUCGGGAAUUUAAGGAAACCGUCGUCUUUCAGGCAUAGUGGUGGCUCAUGGGAUAUUUGACAUCAGCUUGGAAAACCUUUGUCCAGCUCAUUUGCAUAGUAGACAGACAGUGACAGAUAACACCCUUUGCCACCACAGAAGUGCUUCAGGCUCCGUCUGAUAGUCUACAAGGGGCAGGUGAGUCUCUCUGUGUCAGUUCAUACAUACAGUCAACACAACACCACAACUGAGCCGUCGAUAUCCCUGAAAGAUGAUUAGAAAUGAGUGUAUUAGGAGGGAACUGAAAUAGUAUUGUAGAAACAAUGUAGAUAUGUUGUAUCAAGUGAAAGUGAUUGUUCUAGCUUGGACAGGCCCAGUGUUCUGCAGUCCAUGACUGGCGACGGGCAACGGUGGCAUCUUCUGGGAGGUCACGUCUGGUCUCUGUUGUAACAUGCUGAUGAAUCGAUCAUCAUGAAACUAGGCGGUUAGCACGUGCCAUAACCUGCUGUCAGAUAUUGGUGGGCUAGAAAACAGACAAGGUGUCCCAAAGCAUUUGUAAGCAUGCUGCUUACAAAACACCAUAGCCUGUUCCAGCUGCCAGAUUUGUGUGUUGUUAUUUACUUUUGUCUGAGUCUUUAUCAUUGUCAUAUCAGCUGUCGUGUAUCAACCUUCCUCUCAUCUUAUGCUAGUCCCCAGAGGAUUUCAACUUCAAUCAAAAAUUUGCUCUUGUAUCUGAUAUUUUGUGAGAUUUCAUAUAAAUUGGUGCAAAAACAUCUCCACUUUCUCCUGGUUAUUUUCUGAAAGGUGAUUUCCAGCAUUGAAGUAAAAUCAGACAGAAAAGUGAUUGUAUUCAAACAAAGCUGGCCCUAAACUUGUUGUUAUGUGCCAAAAUACUAGUAAAUAUGUUCAGUUUAUUUUUAGACCAGUUCCAUUUAGAUUCAGUGGAAUGCAACUAGUUGAUACGAUAGCAAAUUUUUCUUGCCCAGCGGAAAACUCUCUGUGGAUAGUGUGUCAUGUUUCACUAAGGUUUGAGUUACUUACUGUCAACCACCAAAUUUUGGGAGGCAUUUUUUUCUCGUUGAUUUUGCAAAUUAUGAGCUGGGAAGAUGACAACACUAUAGAAGCCAAGCUUGUCGCUCAACUCAGAAUUCAUAAAAACGAUUAACCGCCAAGAAAUUCCAGAACGACUGAUUGAGAAGUCAUUUCAGGUUUCGUAUCCUUGAAAUAAUGAAGUGAAGGCUAGACAUGUAUGUGUGUUGGUCAUCAUUCUGGCCGGCCCAAAUAUUUCUUGAUCAUAUUUGUCUUUUCUAUCCUUCAUUGCACAAGAGUAAUAAAUCGUUGUCAGUAUUAA